Messenger RNA from Saccoglossus kowalevskii, 1104 nucleotides. RefSeq lists its product as uncharacterized. Gene Ontology annotation, molecular function: nucleotide binding. NCBI's taxonomy places the organism in Eukaryota, Metazoa, Hemichordata, Enteropneusta, Harrimaniidae. The record is from RefSeq and is a predicted model, not a curated record.
AUGUGUAUUGCAUCUCAUCCCAGAAUUCUAUUGUCUAAUUUCUCAUUAGUAUUGAAAACAUUAAGAUGGGGCAUCCUCUUAGAUGGUACCAUCAAUCGUCAGUUUGUACAAGGGCUCAAAUCUUGCAGCCGCAGUCUCCUGGUUGGCAUAGCUUGUCAAGACAUGAACACAGCUGAGCUUCAUGCCAAAGAAUGGGACAUCGAAAAGGUCUACUCUUCUUAUGUCGAAUUGUUUUCUGAUGAUAGGAUUGAUGCAGUGUACAUAGCAAUCGCUAACAGUUUACACUCUCGCUACACCAUGAAAGCCGCUCAGCUAGGCAAGCAUUGUUUGGUGGAGAAUCCCUUGGCAACUAAGGUUUGUGAAAUUAUUGAGAUUGAGAGACUAGCGAAAGAAAAGAAUGUGAUCAUAGCAGAAGGCUAUCCUUAUCUCUACCAUCCACAGUUUCAAGCAAUCAAACAAGAGAUAUCAUCAGGGUGUAUUGGUGAUGUAAGUCACAUGCACGGUAUCUUUGACUACCAAGCCAACAACAAUAAUGCAACAGAAUCAGAUGUCUUAGCUGACUGUGGUGCGCUGUGGAAUGUCGGAUGUUAUCCUAUUAGUCUUAUGAUAGCAUUAAUGUCGCAGUGUCCACAAACGGUGUCAGCGAUUCAACAGACAGGUUCAAGAAGCGAAGACACCAGCACAGUUGGAUGGAUGAAAUAUGACACCGUCAUGGGAUCCAUUUCUACCAGCUUGAACAGUCCAACCAAAACACACUUUGAAAUUGCCGGCACGAAUGGAAGAAUACAUCUGCACAAUGACUGGUGUUAUCACCCCGACCACUGUAAUCAAACCAACUCAUUUGAACUCAUCAUGAAAGGAGAACCAUCCAAAAAAGUCACUGUGCUCAAUCAAGACCUUUACAGAGGAGAAAUAUUAUCAUUUGAAGCAACUGUGUUAGAUAAAAAACCAUCUCUUGUAACUCUGCAACUAAGUAAAAAAAUCGCAGCUGUAUUGGAAGCUAUGUACGAGUCAGCACGAUUGGAUGGUGUACCAGUAGUGCCUCAACUAAGAGUAAACUCUGAAAGGUCUAAUGGUGUACCAGUCGUGCCUCAACUAGAGUAA